Molecule: messenger RNA, 2102 nt
Organism: Elgaria multicarinata webbii
Lineage: Eukaryota; Metazoa; Chordata; Lepidosauria; Squamata; Anguidae
Gene: LYVE1
Product: lymphatic vessel endothelial hyaluronan receptor 1
Exons: 6
Coding region: 111-1040 (309 amino acids)
Biological process (GO): cell adhesion
Cellular component (GO): plasma membrane
Molecular function (GO): hyaluronic acid binding; transmembrane signaling receptor activity
Source: RefSeq, a predicted model, not a curated record
GCUGUCAAGAAAGGACCUCAGUUGACGUUCACAAGGUGUGGCUAGGCAUCACAUUGCAUGAUCAGUACACUGUAGGGUGGCCUGAAUCUCAGCCUCUGCUGUUGCUGACAAUGGCAUCUCAUUUUGGAGUUACCGUCUUUUUCUUCUCAGUCUGGAUUGUGGGCUUCACGAUACAGGACACUUUUGAUUUGAAAGAUAUUAUCACUUCGAAUUGCAGAAUUGCUGGUAUAACUGUUGUUCAAGAUAAGAUUAAACGUAAUUUUGAUUUCAACGAAGCAAAAGCAAUAUGCAGCCAGCUGCAGUUAACGCUGGCAGUUAAAUCGCAAGUUGAAAAUGCUAGAACUCACGGCUUUGAAACCUGCAGUUUUGGCUGGGUAGCGGAAGGAUAUACUGUCAUUUCUCGGAUCAUUCCAAAUGUAAAAUGUGGCCAGAAUAAAACUGGAGUAACCAGUUGGAGACACUCGCUAAACAAGAAAACUGGUGUUUACUGUUACAAUGCUUCAGACACAUGGAUUAAUUCCUGCAUACCAGAAAUAAGUACAGUUGCAUUACCAAACAGUUCUACUGAGGUGAAUUCUACUUCAGCUGUCUUGUCUCAGGAUUCUACUUCAGCAGUGGUUCAAACAACUGAGGCACCACAAACCAAAACUCUCCAGAAGUUAUAUCGUGUUAUAUGCGUAACAGAAAUUUUAACACCAAAAGUAACUACUGAAGAGAAGAGCAUAGAUUCCACUGACAAACAAACUGCUUUUAAAAAUGAUGGUGCCUUAUUUGGAGCUGUACCUACUGCUCUGCUUGUACUCGCUCUCAUCUUCUUUGCAGCUGCAGUUGUUUUAGCUGUCUGCUAUAUCAGAAAAUACAAGAAGACAUUUCCAUUUUCUAACAAGGAAGAGAAGAAAGAAGAAAUUGAAACCAAGAACAUCAAAGAAACAAAGGCAAGUGGCAAAACUCUAGAACAGGAACCAAAGAAUGGGAAAAAAGCAGAAGAGCCUCAAGCCAAGCCUGAAUCGCCAGUAAAAUGUUUGGAAGCAGAAGUUUAAGAAAGAGCAUUCAAAUGGACAGUUCUUAGAUGAACAAAAAGCAGAAAAUAGCAAAUAGUUUAUAAAUCAAUAAUUGUAAAUAUUGCCAAAAGUCAGUAUUAUAUCUUUCUAUGCAAACAAUUUGUGCAUUAUACAUUGUAGUUAAACCUUACCAUUAUAAAAUAUGUUGCUCUCCAAAGCAGAAAACUUUUCAUUACAGUAACAGCCAUUCAGACUUUCAAGUGUAUAUAGUAUGGAUAAUAAAUAUCAGAUAUUAGUCUCAAAUUGGCCCCCACUCUGUCAGAAACAAUUUAUUUAUUUUUUAAAUCCUGGUUCAAACAAACACAAAUAGAAAAACCACCCUGUGUGAACUAGGUGGUGCAUCAAAACAACUCCCAGGCAUUUUCUUGACUGUGAUAGCUGCAAAACAAAAUGUUACAAUAGUAGAAAUGACAGCAGGUUGUCUUCUUUUAUGGCCUGGUUCAUUCAAAAAAUUGAAGAAUUCACAUGCAAAGGAGGGGGAAAGGUCUGAUUUACAUGGAGGCAUAAACUGUAGCACAACUACAAAAUGUUCUGUCCAGCCUUUCCUAGAAAAAUAUUCUAAACAAUCUUGUAAAGAACUUACUUUGGGAGGCUUAUGAUUCCACCCUUCUUGAGAUUUCCUAGAUAUGUAACAAAAUACAAAUCACAGACCAUGGACUGCAGACUUGGAAAAAAAAUUACAAAAAUUGGGAUUGUAAAAUCUGUUCCCUGUAUAGCUAUGUCUCCAAACAUGCAAUCUUUAUAUUUACCACAAAGAUAACUAUCAGCGCAAUCCUAUGCAUGUUUACUCAGAAGUAUGUCCCAUUGUGUUUAAUAGAAGUUAUUCUCUAGUGUGUGUAAGAUUGCAGCAUAAGAUCUCAUCAGAAUGGAUGGUUUUAUUUAUUAAGAUUGAAUUGAAAUAAAAUUAGGGCUACAUAAUUAUUUCUAUAUAAUUGCCAGGUAGAUAUGCUUGAAUGUAACAUUUUAAACAAUGAACCAGAUCACAAUAGUUAUGGAAGUCUUUCCCACAAUGAUUAACUUAAUAAAAGCUACAGUAAUAUA